This is a messenger RNA of Nylanderia fulva, 1510 nucleotides long. RefSeq lists its product as uncharacterized. NCBI's taxonomy places the organism in Eukaryota, Metazoa, Arthropoda, Insecta, Hymenoptera, Formicidae. The record is from RefSeq and is a predicted model, not a curated record.
UGUUAUAUCUUCUUUCUAUUGUAAAAAAUCACGUGACCAAAAAAUUGCCCCCAUACAGUUACAGCCAAGCUGAAAAGACCUAGAAUCCCAUUGUCCUCUUCGGAAUUUUCCCUUAGUAGUGGUGAAGAAUAUACAGGAAAGAAAGAGAAGAGAGAGAGAGAGAAAGAAAGAGAAGAGAUAUAUACUACUGCAUACGUAUAAGCGCGUCAUUUUGCUUCCCGCUGCAGAAGAGUGUGGUGUGUUCGAUCCGGAAUUGUUCUAGCUAAAUUUGCAUUUCUCGUUCCAAAUAACUCGAUUUUCAUAAAAGUGAAGAAGAGCUUGGACAUGAAUACAAAUAAUCAAGUGGAUGCAGGAUCCAGCAUGGAAAACAAAGCCAGUACUGACGCAAAAGAAGUCGAGAACCUAUGUCUUACACCUAUAGAAUACAAAGCUGCCUUUUUAAAAAUGGUAUAGUACGAGGUAUUACAUACCAAGUAAAAAUGUUAAUAUGCACCGCAUGGAAGAUGAUGACCAAGAAGGAUGCGAAUGAAUGGUGGUUGGGUACGGAGGUGUUGAAGACCUGGGGAUUUCACGAUCUAGUUUUGAAGUAUAAUAACGUAGACAAGGACGGACAAAUUUCCAAUCAAAAAUGUCUGUAUCGUUUCGUGCAAAUCAAGCACAUGUCGUGUUUAACCGGAGGUCUCAAGAUCUCCAUUAGCAAUCUACUGUCCACAAACAUAUUGUAUCGUCAGUACAGUCUUCUCUACUUGUUUAAAUCUUAUAUAAGUAUGUUAGACAACUUUGAGAUGAUAACGGCGGACCAGAUCGUGGACUUGAUGGUUUUCACGAACAGGGACAUCAAUGCAAUCUCAUUCUUAGUGCCUCUAGACAAGGACGAGAUCUUCGGUUUCGAAGGAAAGGGCAAACGAUAUCGCUUCGAUUUGGACAUGCUGCGAAAUGAAGCGAAAUUUAAGGUGAUACUAGACCGUCUGCGAGGAAUUUCAUCCAACGAAACGCAUUUAUGGAACUUCUUGAGUAAGCUGGUAUUCAUGGUGGAUCAACCCUCCGAACCUGAAUUGGAGAAGUUUAUUGUCGAGGAUAUGGGCAAAGUUUUCUGCAAUCCGCAGCUCUUUUACAAUGAUCUGUACAAAAACAUAUUCGAAUGGUUUCUCGUUCUCGAGAACAACACUGCGCCAUAUCUCACCAAAAAUUGCGUGACGGAACAUCUCAAGAAGUUUGAUGAUAUGCUGUCGGCUGAAAAAAGAACGGAUACAUGUUUUAUUGCUCCUAUACUCUCUUUCGCGAAUUUGACGGUAACAAACUAAAAUUGCGUUAUCUAGGCCCGUUUCUACCAACGUCGAUUAAAUUAAACCUUCGAUUAAAUUAUAUAUUUGUCUCUUUUGAAAUAAGUUCUUAAAAAGAGACAAAGAUAUAGUUUAACCGGAGGUUUAAUUUAAUCGACGUUGGUAGAAACGGGCCCUAUAUAAAAAUUAUAACGCUCUUCGUAUUCUUUAUGUACGUAUAUAUGAUA